CUUCCCUGCUUCAAACUCCAUAGAAAACUCGCGUCCAGCGAAGUUCCGCCCCAACCAUGGCUUCUUCCUCCUCCCGCGCCAAAGUCCGGACACGCAUCGUCCUCCAAGCGGCCUACGAUGGCGACCUCCGCAUCCUCAAGAAAAUGGCCAAACAAAUGGACUUGGGGGUAGCCGAGGACGAUGAAGGGGCAAACGCGCUGCAUCUCGCUGCACACGGUGGAUGCCUGGAAUGCUGCAAGUUCCUGGUAGAGGAAGCAUGGAUUGAUGUCAAUUCAACGACCACGGAAGGCACCACGCCGUUGGUUUGCGCUGUGUUCGAGGGGAAUAUCGAGGUUAUGAAGUACCUUCUCGAUCGUGGCGCUAACCCGAGAAAGAAGUGUCCCGAAGGCUUUACUCUGCUGCACGCUGCAGCCGCGAAAGGGCUAUGCGAACCUUUGAAACUAUUGCUAUCCGAAGGACAUCCUGCGGAUAUUACGCUUGAGGAUCAUAGCGGGACGCCAUUGCAUGCGGCUGCUUCGAAGGGCCAGGAUGAGGCUAUGAAGAUUCUGCUGGAGCAUGGUGCUGAUCCCAACAGACUUAUGGAUCAUACCAUAACACCACUCAUGCUGGCAUGCUGUCGCAAGUCCCUCGAAUGCAUGAAGCUACUGAUUGAGGCUGGUGCUGAUGUCAACGGUUCUUAUUGCGGACCAACUAGUUUAACGCAAGCAAUUAAAAUUGGCUUCACUGAUAUUGUCAAGUUCUUGCUGGAGGCUGGAGCUGAUCCUAAUGAUCCUGGCGAGGAUGGAGAAAUUCCAAUCCAGUUAGCAGCAAAGCGUGGUGAUCGUGAUCUUGUCGAAUUUUUGUUUUCCAAGACAAAUCCAGUUCCAUCCCUACCAUAUUGGAGUGUUGAUGGAAUAAUUAGAAUGAUGAAAUCUCCACUAAUCAGGCUUCAGGAUGCAGUUCCUGUGGGAGCAAGACUAACUGAUUUUAAGUCACGGGCCAAGGAAGCGUUCAGAAAGAAAGACUACCAGGCUGCUCUAUACUUAUUCGGACGGGUGAUCGAGAUAAACCCCUUUGAUGCCACCAUGUUUUCCAACCGGAGCCUUUGCUGGCUGCGGAUGAGGGAAGGGGAGAGAGCUUUGUCAGACGCUCAACGUUGCAGACAGCUUAUGCCUGGUUGGUGCAAGGGAUGGUACCUUGAGGGCACAGCUCUCGAAUUCAUGGAGGAUUACCAAGGAGCAGCUGAUGCAUUUACGGAAGCACUGAAACUUGACCCUGAGAGCGAUGAGAUCAAGAGAGCUUUAGGGAUGGCAAACAAUAUGAUUCAUGGUGACGAGGCGUCAGUCACGACAUCUGUGCAUUCCCUUCAAAACUACGAGUUGAUCUCGGGCACGCAGCAUGGCAGCGUCAACAUCAAAGGUAAAGCCACUGUAUAUGCAAUACUGGAGCCUGCUCUUCCUGAUGCAGAUGGCUCUAUCCGUUGGGAGCCUCCCCCGACCGGCUGGAUAAAAGCAAAUGUUGAUGCCAGUUGGGAUGCACAAACGGAGCGAGGCGGCGUUGGCGUCGUCAUCCGCGAUCAGACAGGGAGCGUGCUGCGUUCAGUGCGAUCUUUCAUCCCAACGUGUGCGAGCGCAGAGGCUGCGGAAAUUAUCGCAUGCGUGGAGGGCUUACGACACCUUGUUGAUUUCACGCAGUGGCCAACGAUUCUCGAGUCAGAUGCUGCACAAGUUAUCAACACCCUCUCAGCUGGUUGUAAUGAUAGCUCGGCAAACUGGAGUUUAUAUGGGGAGGCUAGGGGUCUCAUGGCUGGUUUACCUGAGGUUAUGUUAAGUAAGGUUAAUCGUCAGGGUAAUGAAGUGGCGCAUUGUUUGGCACAGCUAGGGAAGGGUGAUUUAUGUGGUGUGCUAGAUGAUUCAGCUCCCCCCUGCGUGUUGGCAAUGGUCAUGGAAGACUGUAACAACAUUAUGUCUUGAUCAAUAAAUAAAGCUCACGUG
Messenger RNA from Lolium perenne, 1973 nucleotides. RefSeq lists its product as uncharacterized. NCBI's taxonomy places the organism in Eukaryota, Viridiplantae, Streptophyta, Magnoliopsida, Poales, Poaceae. Gene Ontology annotation, molecular function: protein binding; nucleic acid binding; RNA-DNA hybrid ribonuclease activity. The record is from RefSeq and is a predicted model, not a curated record.